AUGGCCGGUCCCGCUUCCAAGUCUAUCACGGCUGACAAGCCUGCUUCCACCGCUGGGAAGGCUCCCGCCAAGUCCAGUACGCCCGCUUCCAAGUCAACUGCGGCCAAAAAGACCUCCACCUCUAAGAAGUCUGCAGCGCCUGCUGAUGCCGAGAAAAAGACCAAGCGCAAGAAAGCUAGGAAAGAGACAUACUCUUCAUACAUCUACAAGGUUCUUAAGCAGGUGCACCCUGAUACCGGUAUCUCCAACAAGGCAAUGGCAAUCCUCAACUCCUUUGUUAAUGAUAUCUUCGAACGUAUUGCUGGUGAAGCUUCCAAACUCGCUGCCUACAGCAAGAAGAGCACAAUCUCGUCGCGUGAAAUUCAAACAGCUGUGCGUCUGAUUCUGCCAGGAGAGUUGGCCAAACAUGCUAUCUCCGAAGGUACUAAGUCGGUCACCAAGUUUUCUUCCUCUCAAGCCAAGUGA
Cantharellus anzutake is the source of this 465-nucleotide messenger RNA. RefSeq names its product histone-fold-containing protein. Gene Ontology annotation, molecular function: DNA binding; structural constituent of chromatin; protein heterodimerization activity. The coding region runs from base 1 to 465 and encodes 154 amino acids. The record is from RefSeq and is a predicted model, not a curated record. Lineage: Eukaryota; Fungi; Basidiomycota; Agaricomycetes; Cantharellales; Hydnaceae. Gene Ontology annotation, biological process: nucleosome assembly. The transcript is spliced from 5 exons. Gene Ontology annotation, cellular component: nucleosome.